Hermetia illucens (black soldier fly) is the source of this 9113-nucleotide messenger RNA. RefSeq names its product hemicentin-1. Bases 1823 to 8269 code for a protein of 2148 amino acids. Gene Ontology annotation, molecular function: cell adhesion molecule binding. NCBI's taxonomy places the organism in Eukaryota, Metazoa, Arthropoda, Insecta, Diptera, Stratiomyidae. The transcript has 26 exons. Gene Ontology annotation, cellular component: cell-cell junction. Gene Ontology annotation, biological process: cell-cell adhesion. The record is from RefSeq and is a predicted model, not a curated record.
AGUUCACGUCGUUAGUCCUUCGAUUUGUUAAUUACACGCGAGUGAAUUCGCAAAUUGACACGCGGCGGACUUCCCGCGAGAACUCGUCGCUUCCUUUUCGAGCGCUAGUCCUCGUUGAAAACUGUUAGCCUCGGCAAGCCAGAAGCACAUACUUUAAUUCCACGCUUCUCUUUUAAUUCUUAAUUAAAUGAUCGUUAGCCGCCGAAAUAUAGCCGUGACUGGGUGAUUGUUCUAUGUAUUGGCAAUUCAAAUCGCUGAACGCAGUGUAAUUAGCUUAACGAGCUUUUCGCGAAAUUCUCCCUCAGAUGCGCGACUGUAUUGUUAGCGAUUAUCGACAAGCCGUAAAGCGAGGGUAGUGGGCCCCGUGCACUUGUUUCAUACCCACUUCCUCUGCUAAGUGAUUCGGUGAAGUAACAAGGUUGCAGUACACGGCGCGGAGCUGCAAGUUCUGGAAGUUUGUGCCUAUCAAGGAGAUCCGGCAAAGGACCUUUUGAAACAGUGCCGUUAUUAUGAGGACAAUUGAAUUAAAAGCUGUUCAAUUCUGUCUAGAGGUGCGGUGGUGGCGUCAUCGGGACGUGAAAUAUGUUUAAGCGAUUGCCGGCUCCGUUUCCCUCGGUCCUUCGGCUCAGGACAGACGCUCGGAUAUAGAACCGCCAUAUAUGCGCCACCGAGGAGCAAUGGGCGGAAUAUUUCCUAUGAUGGAUGUGGCAGUUUUAUGGGUUAGUCCUCAUAAUACACUAUUAUGGCUACUGUGGAAAAGCCAAAAGCGUUCUCAGCCUUUCUAUUUAUGAAUAUGUUUAUUCAGUUGCCUUAUUUAUGUGCGCUUCUUUUAAAGACUUGGCUGAAGAAGUAUCUGCGCGAUGCUGUUUUUUAAUACUUUUGAUGGCCUCUCCCCUUGAACUCUGGCGAAGGAGACUCGCGCUCUUGCAUUGAAACAUUGCUCACAUUGUUGUGUGGCUACAUUUGUGUGGCUUCCGUUCCUUCAACAUUAUUUAUUCAUUGAAAAAUAUUUCUCUUGUGUUUUGCGGGAUAAAUGGAAAAUAUUCUGACUGAAUAACCGCCGCCAUCGAACGACCGAGAUACAGACGAAAUUAAAUACAAAUUCAAAUAAUACAAACACAAACAGAAACGAGCAACUUAUUUUCCAGGAAAAACUUCCCGAAAGAUAACUAGCCGAGACGAAACAAACAGAUACGUACAAACAGAAAGCCGACGAAGACCAAACUUUAUUUUGCAUCAACGAAAACUAAAGAAGCGGAGACAAAGGCAAAAGUAAAUUUUCUUUUGGGAAAAUUACAGAAAGAGUGGAAAUUCGUCUCCAUCGCUAUCGCUUUUCCGAGAGCGUACUUGAGUCUAAUUAAAAGCGAGAGGUUGUGUCCUGGGAGGCAUUUUCAUCAUCCGAAAAUCAUCGCCUUGUUUCCAUAAACUUCUAAGGAAACCUCAAUCAAGGACAUAGCCUGGGAAAGUGGUUAUAGAGCACGGAGCACAGGAGGACGCGGAUUUCUCUUGAAAAGAUUUCCAGCUUAUCGCAACAUAUCAACAGAAUCGUCCUGUAAAGGAGGUCGAAGCGCGGGCAAUUACGAAAUCGAAACAUAGUCACGCGGCGUGGAAGCGAGGACGAAGGACGGGAAUAUCGCAACGCGACGUGCACCACUAAUUGAUCGAAACGUGUCGUAGCUGCUGUUCGAGCGUAUCCUCGCGUACGUUGAUGUAAUGUUUGCCUUAAGAAGGUAAUAUCCGGUGAAAAGACUACCUGCUGGUGGAGGACGAUUCGACGACGACGUAUUAAGGCGAAAGGAUUACGACUAAUUGGCGUUUCAAUAUGCUGAUGAAUUGGAUUAUUUUCGGAUUACUAUGCUUAGCUAGCAGUCUUGGCGGCAUUGGGGUGCGAGCGUACGAUCAUGAAAUAUCGGAGCAACGCGACCACAAAGUUUUAUUGUCCUGCCCGAUCGAUUUUAAAGCAUGUGGAGAAUUGCAUUCUGUGAAAUGGUUCAAAGGAAACACAAGGAUAGCGGUGGUAUCGGGUGAUGGAGAGGUGGCCACGGUGAAGGAUGAAUACAUGAGCAGGAUGUCAAUAGACCAUUCGCCGAAGGGUCCUGUUACGAGUCUGAGUAUAAAAUCUCUUCAGAUAGCGGAUGAGGACGUCUACACUUGUGAGAGUACGUUCUUGGAGCCGAGGGAGUCGUGCGACACAUCGGGUGUGUACCGGAUCGAUCUGAAGGUGGAAGUUCCUCCGUCUGCUGUGCAUAUACUCGACGAGAACGGAAAAUUCGUGAAGAAUGGGACAAAGUAUGGACCGCUCCGGGAAGGUCAUAAACUAAAAUCGAUAUGUGAAGUGAAAGCUACACGUCCCGUGCCAACUGUUGCAUGGUAUCGGGGUGGAAAACGCUUAACAGAUUCCCUCCACGUGGAUGAACAGAACGGACUGUUUUAUGUGAAAUCCGAACUAUUGCUGAUAGUGUCUCGCCUUGAAUUGGGCAACAAUAUCGAAUGCCGCGUGGAGUCGCCAUCCUUGGAUGAUGAAAUUAUUACCAACUAUCUGGCUUUGGAUCUUGAAGUACCGCCAACGAGUAUCAACCUAACUGGCGUCGAGCACCAUACGGUUCAGGGAACUAAUGUUCUACUUGAGUGUAAGGUUCAUGGAGCUCGGCCUGCUGUAACCAUGGCAUGGUUCAAUGCAUCACAUGAGAUCGAUAUCCGACAUUCUGAUGCAGUUCAAAUAGAAACAAAGUCGAUUGAACAACGCGACGGUACCUAUGAAACAAUUAGCGAUUUAAAAUUCGUGGCAACACGUUACGAGGACGGCCUUAAAUUUCGAUGUGAAGCUCAGAAUGUUGUAAUGCGGGACAAUAAAGAUAAACCAUUACACGAAAGCUUAGUCCUAGAAGUUCUUUACCCACCUGUAGUGUCGGUGAAACCAGAGAAUCUAACAGUUCAGGAAGGACGAGAAGUUUUGCUAUUCUGUGACUAUGAAGCGAACCCAGCAACAUUACAAAGCGUGAAAUGGUUUCAAAACGGAAAACUACUCAACCUCGGCGAAUCCAACCGCUACGAGGGCGGUAAUCCUGAGCACACAGCCCUGCUAAUAAAGGAAUCGACUCGAUAUGAUGAUGGCGUGUACACCUGCGAACUAGCGAAUAACAUCGGGGCGGAGACGUCGGAUAACGAGAUCUAUUUGGAAGUUCAAUUUCCACCAGUCGUCAAUCUAACCAUGGACCCGGACUCUCCAAUGAUUGAGAAUGAUGAAGGGAAUGUGACGCUUUAUUGCAACGUCUUGGAAGGAAAUCCGCCAACUUUGAGCAAAGUUCGAUGGUUCUUGGGAGGCGAGCUCCUUAAAGAACUGCCGGAGUGCAAUGGGGAUGGCAGCGAUGAGUUGUGUAACAUCGAUCCAAGCCGAUUACUGCUGCAGAACAUUGGACGUCAGUUCCUGGGAAACUACUCAUGCGAAGGAUUAAAUUCUGCUGGUUGGGGUGCCCGCAGCAAGGAAAAUGAGCUGAUUGUGUACUACGAGCCGGGCAAUGCCACCAUCCGCCACAAUCCGCAGAUUGCAGUGAAGAGGAAAAGCGUGAGUUUUACUUGUUCAGUGGAUGAUCCGGGAUUUCCUGCAGCUACCACGUACCAUUGGUUGCGGGGCGGACGGGUUGUGCACGAAGUUACUUCCAACCUUUACACAGUGGACCCGGUGGGCCUGGACUCGCGAACCAACUUCACAUGCUAUGCUUUCAACGCUGGCGGAAGUGGAAAUUCCGCAACAGUCUUAUUGGAUGUUCACGCUGCUCCGGCUUUUAUCAACCCUCUAAUGCCUUACUCGGGAGUUCUCUAUUCAACCGGUAAUGCCUCGCUAACCUGUCGAGUGGAGUGCGUUCCCGAGUGCUCCAUAUCGUGGUUCAAGGAUGGUGUAGGCAUUGAUGAGUCGUCAGACAAAUACUACAUAACUGAGAAAUACCUCGAAGCGGAUCCGGCUACUGGUGACUUCGAGAGCGUACUUUCCGUGCUGAAUUUUAAUAUGACCGCGUGGCCGCAAGGAAAGUUCGAUAUUUAUGCAGACAAUGCGAAUUAUUCCUGCGUUUCAACGAAUAAUAGUGCAGGACCAGGAGUGCGGAGCGCCACAUAUUUCGGCAUUGAAUAUCCACCGGAAAAUACAACUGUUUCCAAGGAUAUCGUUACUGUCGAAGAGGAUAACAUACCGGAGCGGAUAUUGUGUUCAGCUAAGGGAAAUCCGGAACCCUUGUACGAGUGGCAGUUUAAUGGAAGCGUUAUAACACGAGGUAGUGCCUUGAUAAUAAAUCACAAGAUGGCCAAGUCGGAUGCAGGAGCGUACGAGUGUUUUGCCUACAACAAGCAUGGAAGACAUUCAGCCGUUACGAAUAUAACAGUGACAUAUAAGCCAACAUGCGAGAUCGUGAGAAAGGAGAUCGAGGACGAGGACACCCUGAUUUGCACCGCAAUUGGAAAUCCGAAAGAGGCUGACUUUCACUGGUCGAUUAAGUCGGAAAAUGACUCAAUUGAUUUGGGAAGUGGAGAAACCGUAGGAGAGUCGAAUUACCUGGUGCUGGAGGACGAGUUCUCCGUGACGCGGGUUUACCGCUGCGUGGCGAACAAUUCAGUCGGGGCUGGACCCUACUGCCAGAUUGAAGUUGCCGGGCAUUUAUCUUGGUGGCAGAGAUGGGAUAAAAUCACUCUAAUUAUCCUUGUGGCAUCUGUACUUGGUGUUCUUCUAGCACUCAUCGUUCUCUGUUGCGUCAUAGUUUGUAUAUGCCGGCGUCGAAGAAGGCGUGAUAAAUGUGAACGAGAUAAUGAGGACCGACCCCCGCCGCUCCCCAAGCGAAAUAUCCUUCCAUCAAGUCGAAACUCAACAAAUGCAAAUAAUAUUUCGGAAUGCAGCACUAAUGAGCUCCUGCCCCGCAAAGGUAAGAAGCGGCGAACCAGGCGAAACGGGGCCACUGGUAGUGAUAAUGACGAGGACGAGGAAGACAGCUCUAUAGGGUGUCGUCCGUUGCAGGAUGCAUCCAAUGACGACCGGUCGACAAAUCUAGUCACAGACCAUCCAGAUGCCGAGACCACCGGGACCAGUGGGGGUUUAUUCGAAAGGAUAUUUGGUGAGAUAUUUAGUCGGCAGACCCAAAGCCGCCGGGACGACGCUGAUGCCUCCGCAGGGAGCACGAGUCACAGUUUCGCAGAUCGUUUCCUGAAUUUCUUCGGCCCAUCAAGGAUAUUCGGUAGACAGCGUCUGGAGCGAAGUGAUUCGGGCGCAUCGAACCCAUUCGCCACGGAGCACCGUCUGAAGGGGAUCCGAUGUUCUGGAGUCAUAACGUACAAGAAGACGUCCGUUUUGAAGCCAAGGAUAGCACCCUCAACGGCUGGUGCCAGCUCGUCGCCCAGCGCCGUUGUCACUGGGUCGUCACGAAGUGAACCGAAUAAUAAUGGUACGAGACAAAUAAACAACAAGUCAUCUGCAUUGGGGGAUCCUUUGACCGAACCUGGCGAGUAUGAGAACCUACCAUUCCACGGUCUACAAACGGCACCAAAUAAGUUUGCUACACCGCCGUCAAUAAAUUUCAAUAACUCGAAUGUUGUACGUGUUGCCCCGCGUCCUAAGCAAGUGACUAACAAUAAUACAAAUAACACGACCAGCUACGCGCACCAUCAGCAAUCACAUUACCCUCUAACCCAGUCCACUCUCCUGAAGCAAUCUUAUCCACUGUCAACCUCCCAAACGCUGCUUCUGUCCUCCUCCAGUGCGAAUAAUGGUCAUGGCGGUGUAAAUAGUAGUAGUGCAGGUAACAUGACUAACUGCUCCUCGUCCAAUACGGUGGGAGGAGGGGGACAUUCGCGGCAAUACAGCCUGAGCAAUUGCUUCCCUACAAGCUACACAGCCUACUAUCAGCAACAACAGCAACACAAAGGCUCCUCGUCAAAAAACUCGGCCGUCGAUAAUUCCUUUGCGAAUAGUUGUCCGUACACUGUCCAGAGUCAGAAUAGUUCCACGAAUAGUCACAAUCCUUUUGUAGUUCAGAACUUGCGGAAAUUCAAUACAAAUAGUGGUUGCAGACAGAGCGGUGCACAUCGGAAAAAAACUCCGGAUCCUGAGAAAAAAUUCUAUUCUCUGAAAUCGCUCGGUAAUCGUAAGGGAGGCGGAUUGCAUUUCUGUUCGAUAAAACCUUCGCUCUCUAGCAGUAAAUGCAAACGACAUCACUCAUUCGCUGGCGGAAGUGUCGGAGAUAUUGUGACCAGUGGCAACUGCAUCGGCCCCACCCAGCACACUCUUCCUUUUAUGGGCCAGCAGCAACUGCACCAACAGAACGAUUCCAAAAUGAAAUUCUACGAGCCACCACUCUACGAAAACCUGACGGACUCAAUACAAAUCCAUGAGAGCAGCAUGGUGAGUGGUCGGCCACAUGGCAAACACCAGCAGCAUCACCAAGUGAACGAUGAUAUCAACAAUCUAAUGGAGCCCGAGCGCCUCAGUAUUUACCGGAGCGAUUCAGGAAUAUCCAACAGUUCGUACGAGUGUGCCACGCCGGUUCCUGCUCCACGUCAAUUACUGAAACAGAAAUCCUCGUCGCAUUCAUCAAAAUGCCAGAAUCAUAGUCCGCUCUAUAUGAACUUGGCGAACAAUGCAAGCAAUACGUGUAGCACAGAGCGGGCGACUCCACCACCGCUGCUGCCACCCCCUUCGACGUCUCAGCAGCAACACCAGUCCGCCUCAAAUAGCAACCAUCCAACUUGCCUCAACGCCUCAAGCAAUUUUAAUAGUAGCAAUAGUAGCAGCAGCAAUGGUAAUGGUAGUCAUUGUAAUGGUGCUAAUAAAUGUAACCAACCCAAUAAUAACAAUUCAAAGGACACUGUACAGUCGUACUGCCAACGGCAACAGCAGCCACACCACGACCUAAAACAUCACCAACUGCCAAACCACCAGCAGCGACAAGAAUCACAACAUGCGAGACAUGGCUCAUCUAAUCGCAGCCGCUGCAAAAAGAGAGCCCAAAACUCAGCUUCGCUUCUUAGCCUCGAGCAUGUUUCCAAUACUAGCAACAACCCAUUCCUAGCGGCCGGGACAUCAUCAUCAUCAGGUUUCAAUAGUCUCAAUGAGCAUGGAGGUGGUGCAUCAUCAUCUUCAUCGUCAUCGACAACGACAAACCGUUGUCGGCCCAAAUCGCAACAACAGCAAAUACUUGUGCCAAAGGAUCAUUCGCAAAUCAUGUCACUGAACAAACGAUCGUCCAUGUCGGCUUUCAACCCCCUGUCUAAUAACCAUAAAAGUAGAACUAAUAGCAAACAUGUAACCAAUAGUGCUAAAAACCCAACUGCUUCAACUAGUUACUGUAGCAGCUAUAAUAGUGAUAAUAACCUAACUGAUCCCAACCACUACAACGAUCCGCUUCAGCAGCACAGCUAUCACAAAUCGAACGGCUAUAUCAUUCGCCCGAUGAAGCUGCCCCUGCGAAAGCAUCACAGCUUCCACUUCCAACCCUCUCAAACUGUAGCCGGCUCAUCAUCACAGAAAAGUGGCAAACACAGCACUGGUAGUAGCGUUUGUAAUUACAGAACUAACUAUAAAUUAAAUGGCGGCCCAUUAGUGUUUAAACCGCUCCUCAACGAAAAUAGUGCAUUCAAGCCCAUCACUCCUGCCAGUAGUACCAACUGCAGUCGGGUAUCGACUGUUGGGAACCCGUGUAGUGACAGCGUUAAAACCCCAAGGAUAUGUGGCACUAGCCUGAAGCGCCACAUGUCAAAUGUGGAAUCGUAUGAUGGUAGUAGGUACAAGAAGCACUCCCUGAGUAGCCCCGGCUUGAGCAUGGAGGAUGAAGAACUCUCUGGAAACGAAGAUGACGAUGAAGAUGAUAUCGGGAUCGAUGACGAGGAUGACGAUGACAUUGAUGAGAUCAUCAUCACUCAAGAGGAGGAUCCGCCAUCCUCAUCCUCGAACAGCACCAUUGUUGGCAAGCGAUUGGUCUACGCGGAUUUAGCAUCGCUCAAUUCCAGCCUUCAUUCAAGCCGCAAUUUAAGGUCAAUAUCAACCAGUAUAAGUGCCGAUAGUCAUCACCGUGACCGACAGGCUAUCAACGAAUUCGAUGAUCUCACAAUUAACUCAGAUAGUGAGCAAUUCCGUCGCAGCGCCCGGUAUAGUAGACCCCUUCCGUAUAAUGGCUUCUCCCAAAGUGGUAGCUAUGAGCAGGAUCAUGCGAGUGAGGCAUCGAUUCUAGGAACUCCGAUUAAGCGCAGGACCCAGUACGCAACAAUGAAGUAUAACGAAGUGAACAUUUAGGCAAUUACUCGCAACUUGGAUCCGAGAAGUGACGAGCGGUGCAGGUCUAACUUGUGUAGUGUGUAAAAUCGUAUACAAGAAUUUUUAUAGGACUUAAUAUGUGAUUUAAUCUAGGGUAAUUUAAUUCAUUAUUAUAUAGGGUCAAAGUAAGGAAGGUAAUUUUGUUUAGGAUAAUAUUCGCAUAGGGUAGGAGGGUAAUCGAAAGUAGGAUCGCCUUGUAAUCAUGUAGCGGCCAUUGUGAACCCAAUUGCAAGUUUAAUCAUCAUCGGCAGAUAGAAUUGAAUUUAUGGAAAUAUAGAAAAAGAUAUUUUUAACAUCCCACUACAAGUGGAACAUCCUUCAUACAUCGUAGCCUCAAUCCCUUGAGAUGAUUUUUAUUUUUAAAUUGAUGAAAACCGCUUGCAUUUUUUUGUUAGAUUUAUUUACCAAUCACCCACUGUUGGUCCUUGGAGUUUAUUUUUCAUUCCGAUAUCCAGCUAUUGUGUUUUCAGAUGUAGAUGUUUUUAGUAUAUGAGUAUAUUAGUAUGGUAUAUUCGCUACAUUGAACUGGUUUAUUUGGUAACAUACAACAUGACUGUGGCAGUAACUCGCUUUUUACUCGCAGAAAUAAAUGGUCUCAUAGGUCAGACAACUCGUCAGAAUCUUCCCCACCCCUACUAUGAGAGCAGCGUGACCAAAAAUGAUUGCUAUAUGUUUUCCGCUCAUCUACGCAAGAAAUGUGAGAGACAUUCUGUCCAGCUGGCCGCAGCUCCGAGCACUCAGGCCAUUGUUAGGCCCAUAUACUAUCCCCGUAGGUUAGCCUAUUCAAUGGCUUCCCGCCUACGGUGUCCGCAAGCUUUAGCAA